UUUCCGAGUUUGCCGGUUCGCUGCCAGGCCAACCUGCCACCGCCGACCGUAGCAGCAUGGUCGACACCCGCGGACGCAUCCGAACAUGCCAGGCCAACGUCGUGAGCGCGCGCAGCCGGCUGCACUCGCCGCUCUUCCGCAACACGCGCUGCAGCACGUCGGCAACCUCGAGCACCGUCGACGAGACCGACGACGACCCGCUCGUGCGCGAGACGCCGCUGUACCGCCACAAGCAAGUGUUUUUCGGUGCCGACUUUGACGCCAAGGCGGCGCCGCCACAGCGCAGCCCGGCCUCGACGCGGUCGUCUCUGUUGGACGACAAGCCGCAUAGCCUUGCCCGCUCGCACACCGGCUCGAGCCUGCGGUUAACAUUGGACGACGAUGCGCUCGCCGAGUGUCGCUCGGACACGACGCUGAGUGGCCUCGACACGACGUGGGAGACGCCGCCUUUGACGGCCGAGAACAUUGGCAAGGUGCUGCGCGACCACUCGUACCCGCGCGCGCUCGCCGUCAGCAGCGAGAUUUCCGACUCGCUCUCGCGCAUGAAGAUGCGCAAGCACGAGAUGGAGAUGGCGGCGGUCGUCCAGAAGGUCCAAGCGCAGCUCAAGACGAUGGAGGACGUCAUCAAGGAGCUCCAGAACGAGCACACGAUCAAAAACGAAAUGCUGAAAAAGCAAAUUGCCGAAUCGCAGCGCGUUGCCGCCGAGCGCGACCAGCUCAAGCACGCGCUGUCGACCGUCUCGGUGUCCAACAACCCGCGUCACGACACGAAUGACGACGUGUCGAUGCUCCAGAGCUCGCUGCAGGCGUUUAUGAACCAGACGGAGCACACGCAGUACCUCCUUGUCGAGCAGCUCAAGACGAUGGCGGCGCCCAAAGGCUCGCCGCGCCGAGGGUCGAUCGACGCGCACAAGAUCGAAGCCUCGGUCAAGGCCGCGAUGAGCGAUGUCGCCCAGCUCCAGCGGACGAUGCUGACGACGCUCGAGACCUCGCGUCAAAGUCCUGCGCCCGCGACGGCCUCGACGCCUACCAAAGCUCGGGCGCUGCCACCGCCGCCACCGACGUCGUCGGGGCUCUGGAAGGCGGCCGUGAUGGCCAUGGCUGCUAUCUGGCUUGCGACCCUCGGUGUCGGGACCGGCUACGUGACUGUCAACCUUGACGCCGUAGCGCGCUUUGUGUCGCUUGGCCACGGUGAAGCGCUGCAGCCUGUCGUCUCAGUCUCAUCGACGCUACAUGAGAGCGUGCCUACGACGGCGAACGCCAUCGAUGCACCAUUGUCGUUCGCCUCGAAGGACGACACCGCCGUAAUCACGGUGCUCGUGGACGUUGACGGUGACGUAGCUCCGCAAGGCGACGCCGUUGAUGUCAGUACCAGCUCGACGGUCGCUGACCCGGUUGAAGCUGCCACCGACGUCUCGAGUCGUGUGACGGCGCUCGAUGACAAGGACGGCGUCGACAAUGCCGUGGAGCGUGUGACGUUUGUCGCAAAUGAGAUCGCGGAUGACGCGAUGACGGUGGACGUUGUCAUGGCUGUGACGCCCGAGCACGUCGAGACGGAGCUUUUGGUCAAGGCCCAAGAUCAUGACGCGAGCACGGACCAAAGCAACGACGGUGUCAGUAUCAUUGACGAGGACGGUGUCGACGCACCCGAGGUUGCUGUCGCGCCGUUGUCGGAUGCCAUCGACGGGACGAUCGAGGUCGAGCAGGCGUCGCUGGUCGUCGAGGCGGACGAAGGCCACCUCGAGGGUGCAGCGGUUGCUCUUGUCGACACCGUUGACGAGCUCAACGCAGUGGUAACCACACAGUACGAGUCGAAUGCCAUCGCUGCCGAAGACGCUCAAGAUGAAGUCGCCGCCGCUGUCGAUAUGUGGUCGGACGCCAUUGCUGUCGUUGACGAAGCACGCGACGCUGGUGCUAGCUCCUCGAACGACUCGAGCGUCAACGCGCGUGCUCUGGUCGUUGUUGUGAAGGAUGCCGACGAUCACCUGGCCGACGACAUGGGCGAAGCUGUCGACGUUGUCGAUGACGGCAUCGAGACGCCAAGCGACGUCACAGACACGGACAUGACGGUGGCAACGACCGCGUUUCAUGACGCUACUGACAAUGAAGCUGACGUUGAGACGCUCUUGUCGCGUGUCGCACCGACCCCUAGCCCGCAAGAUUCGAUUGCAGAAUCUUCGCCGUCGGCGGCUCUGAGCUCGACCGCGUUGCAGUCGCUGCUCUCGCUUCAUUAACUGCUUAAUUUAAUCACUUUGUGUCAACAGUCAA
Molecule: messenger RNA, 2268 nt
Organism: Saprolegnia diclina VS20
Lineage: Eukaryota; Oomycota; Saprolegniomycetes; Saprolegniales; Saprolegniaceae
Exons: 1
Coding region: 57-2234 (725 amino acids)
Source: RefSeq, a predicted model, not a curated record